Rotaria socialis is the source of this 1674-nucleotide messenger RNA. The record is from the annotation of a GenBank genome assembly. NCBI's taxonomy places the organism in Eukaryota, Metazoa, Rotifera, Eurotatoria, Philodinida, Philodinidae.
AUGUCGUCGUCAUCAUUUCCAAAAAUUCUACCAAAAACGUCUCUUCAUUCGCAUUCACCAUCAUCAUCAUCAUCCUCAAUAUGCAAAUCAAAUUUUAUUUGGCGUUUUCCACCGAAAAAAUUCGAUAGCUUACCUAGUUGUAUUUCAAAACGAUCAUUCACAUCUAAUAUUCAACCAUUAAAUAUCAAUGAUGAACUUAUGAAGCGACAAGAAUUAGCUAUUCUUAUUUAUGAUCUAGGUUUACAUCUUAAUGUGUCGUUUACUUGCAUUUUCACCGGUGUCAUUUAUAUGCAUCGAUUUUUUAUGUUACACCCAUUUCAACAAUGUAUCAAAGAAUCAGUAGCAGCUGCAUGUCUUUUUCUUGCCUGUAAAGUCAAUGAAAUACCGCGACCAUUAAAUGAAUUUACUCGACAUCUAUGUCAACUUGUCAAUCAAAUAAGUAAUAGCAGUGAUAAUUUUUCAUCCACAUCUUCAUCAAUAGCAACAGCAGGAAAUAUUACAUCUGAAGGUCUUUCAAAUUACAAUCAACAAAUAAUUGACUAUGAAAACAUAUUAUUAUCUACUCUUGGUUUUUGUCUCAAUGUUGAUCAACCAUAUAUGAUUAUAACGAGAACUUCUCAAACAUUAUCAAUACCCAAAGAAAUAGCUCAGACAGCGUGUGAAAUUGCUACAAAAUGUAUUUUUUUUACUGUUUUUUCAAUGAAAUAUACAACGAAUUUAAUUGCCUGUUUUGCACUUUAUAUGGCUAUAACAUCGUCUCAAUUUAAUAUGCCAGACAAUCAAGAUGGAAGUCAAUGGUUUCAUUUACUUAACGAAGAAUUUACUGAAAAAUUACUUCAAGAACUUGUUGAUGAUUAUAAGUUAAUUUGUAUGGAAAAAUGUUUGAAAAAAUCUGAAGAACGUUUUGAACAAAUUCGACAGCAAACAAGAUUCAAUUGUCAACAAAUUAAAUCGAAAUCAAAUUAUGAACAAUCAAAUGUAACAACAUCGCAGCAUGAUAAUGAGCAAAAUCAUUAUGUAAAAGCGACAACGAUUGGUUCAGUACGGAGUACAACAUUGUCUUCAUCACUGAGUCAACAACAACAACCAUUAAAAUUUUGUGAAUAUAGGCCAAUGUCUGCAUCAAUAGAAACUCAUCAUCGUACGCCAAAUCAAUCAUCCUUAAUGAAUUUUUCUCGUAAUGAAUAUUCACCAUUGUCGAGACCAAUUGUCAAUUCACCAACGACAAUCAUUCAACCAUCAGUUUCACCAAAACAAAAUCAAAAUAAUAUCAGCGAAAAAAAUCAUACAACUAAUUCAUCAAUGAUUAUGUCGUCAGCAAAACCAAUUCCAACAUUAAUGACAUCAUUGAACUCGAAUACGAAUUCGUAUGAUAAUUAUGCUGCCUCUGGUCAACAUUUACGUUUUUCUACUCCUAUUCUUAAGUAUCCAUCUUCAUCUCCGAACCAACAAUUUUUUCGUCUGCCUGCACCAUCAUUGCAUGGUCAACAUUUUCAACAUCAAUAUUCUUCAACUUUCGCUAACAAUUCUUCAUAUUAUCCUCAACAGCAAACACCUCUCUUCUAUCAUCCACAACAAGAUCUAUCUAAUAUAAAUAAUAAACGAUACGGAGAACCUCCUGCACCACCUAUGAAACGUUUUCGAUAUAAUAUAAAUGCAUAUCAUCCCUAUUGA